This is a messenger RNA of Humulus lupulus (European hop), 1386 nucleotides long. RefSeq names its product WAT1-related protein At3g28050-like. Gene Ontology annotation, cellular component: plasma membrane. The coding region runs from base 143 to 1243 and encodes 366 amino acids. The record is from RefSeq and is a predicted model, not a curated record. Gene Ontology annotation, molecular function: transmembrane transporter activity. Lineage: Eukaryota; Viridiplantae; Streptophyta; Magnoliopsida; Rosales; Cannabaceae. The transcript is spliced from 7 exons.
UUGUCAAUAGCUCCGCCCACUAAUAAGCUUUUAUAUAUAAGUAAACAUAACUACACAUAACUCACUCUCUUGCUCUCAAGCUCUGUUUUUUAUAAAUAAUAUACAUACAAAUACAAUAGUAGAGAGAGAGAGAGAGAGAGAGAUGGUGGCUGAAAGGUACUGUUACCGGGAUAUGUUGCCGUUUUCGGCGAUGGUAACAAUGGAAUGCAUUAACGUUGGACUAAACACACUGUUCAAAGCUGCGACUUUAAGGGGAAUGAGUUACCAUGUUUUUGUCGUUUAUGCUUAUGCUGUUGCUGCUCUUGUUCUUCUUCCUGCUCCUUUUAUUUCCCGAAGAUCAAGAGUACUUCCUCCUCUCAGUUUCUCCAUAAUGAUCAAAAUCCUUCUUCUUGGCCUGAUUGGGUCUUCAUCUCAGAUAAUGGGAUUUACAGGCAUCAGUUACAGUUCUCCCACGCUUGCUUCAGCCAUUAGCAAUCUUGUGCCAGCUUUCACUUUCAUUCUUGCCAUCAUUUUCAGGAUGGAGAAAGUGGGCAUGAAAAGCACAAGCAGUCAAGCUAAGAUGUUGGGCACAGUAGUUUCAAUUGGAGGUGCAUUUGUGGCCACUCUUUAUCAAGGCCCACCCAUCAUAAGAGCUCCAUAUUCCAAUAUCUCACUUCAUCAACCCUUAACUCUUCAUCAAAACACAUCAAAUUCCAAUUGGGUCGUUGGUGGCCUUCUUUUAACAGCUGAAUACAUUUUGGUUCCACUUUGGUACAUUGUUCAGACACAGAUUAUGAAAGAGUACCCUAAUGAACUGACCGUGGUGUUCUUCUACAAUCUAUAUGUGAGCAUAUUUGCUGGAAUAGUGGGCUUUGUUAUGGAGACUGAUUCAAGUGCUUGGAAAUUGAAGCCUGGUAUUGCAUUAGCCUCCGUUUUAUGCUCGGGAGUUUUUGGGUCGUUCUUGAAUAAUACAGUGCACACGUGGGCAUUGCACUUGAAGGGACCUGUCUACGUGGCAAUGUUCAAGCCCCUCUCCAUUGCAAUUGCAGCCGCCAUGACCUUCAUUUUUCUUGGGGAUUCUCUUCAUCUUGGAAGUGUAAUUGGAGCAACGCUGAUAUCAAUUGGGUUUUACACUGUGAUGUGGGGAAAAGCUAAAGAAGAAAAUGUGAAUGAAGUAGAAGAGUACCACCAUGUUGAGAGCCUUGAAUCACCACCCAUUGAUAAGACCCCUUUGUUGCAAAGAUACAAAGUUGACAAGAAAUAGGGCUAAUAUUCCUAACAAUGUAAUGUAUUAACAUAUAUGUAUUAUUGUAAUAUAUAUAAUAUGGUGUAUUGUAAAAUUGCAACUAAAACACUAGACAGAAUGUAACAGGUUAGAAAAUGCAACAAGAGAAAAGAAUGUUUAUA